AUCCCGAUAAUAAUAGAGUUAAAAACAAUAACGAGAUCACCGCUACCACCGGGAUAACACAUUACCACAUCAAUGGCUCAAUAAUAAAAGCAAUAUUACUACUAUACUGUUGAGUAAUGGAAAUAAUGGUUUCCUAUGUACUACAUAUACUAUACGCGCCGUAUAUAAUAGAGGGCGCCUUCGGCGCCACACUGUAUAUAGACUCACCCCUGUACAGAAUGUAUAUGUGGCCUGGCGGCGGCAGCUAUCAAGGUGAUACCAAGGGAGCUGACGGCACUGACAAUGCUAUAAGCAACAACAAAGGUGCCACUGAUAAGCAAGUCAAGGAACACCUCAAUGGACUAUUCUCUCUGGUCCAAGGACUAGGUGGUACCGCAGUGGUACGGACCUACAUAGACCAGUUGGCACAGGUACUCAGUGCACUCGUUGGGUGGAGUGAGAUAGAAAAGUGUUGGGACAAUGACAAGUGCAAGAAGGGUGAUAAGGUACAUCAUGGCACAAGAGAUGGCUGCGAGUAUUUAAAGGAUAUGGAGGCGAAGAACAAGUGUGGUGAUUGUGGGUGUAUGAAAUAUGUAGUGAUCCCGAGAGUCGAUUGGGUGCAACUGGGCAGGGGGUGUCAGAGGUGUAAGGAUAGUGGCACUGAAGAAGAGAAGAAGCAGCAGGAGUGUAAGUGUGGUGACUCCUGUACUGCUGCCACAUGCAAAUGCGCCAAAGAAGGCAGAUGCUGCAAGUGUUGUUGUACGGGUUGUAGUGGGUGUAAGAAGGAGUGUAGUUGUAUCGAAGAAGACAAAGACAAGGUCAACGACGCGUAUAACCGUGGCCAUCGUAUAUACAAUGACUCGUAUCAGUCAGCGUACUCUGAAACAGUUUUGAAAUCAUUCACAGGAGAAUCACACACGGUAAUCCGACAACCCAAGUGGAACGAUCUCAUUUACUUGCCAGAUUCUGAUACUACCUCCCAACGUCGCCACCGAUGUGCCCGUAUCCUCCUAGGCUCAGUAUGUCUCAUCUGGAGUGGCAUUACCUAUAUGCAUUGGACGGGCAAGUGGGCCAAGGGGAGUCCUUACUGGAACAAUCACAUCCUAGAUGGUUCCGGUCUUGACGAUGGAACACUAUCCCAAUGGUUACAGGCCCUAGGGUUUCCUAGGGAUAUGUUGAAUGACAAAGGGCCGAAAAAUAGAUUAGAUCAGGUUAUAUGGGAUGGGUUUAGGGAUAUGCUUUUCUUGGGAUUCCUGGAGCCUAGUGGCCUUGGUCAUGAUGUCAGUGACACCAAUGGUAAUACAGCCAGAGCUCCUUUCGGUAUGAAUUAUGCCGGUUUUGUGCAUACUGCACAUAGGGAUUCAUUCAACACUGAUCAAGCUACUGUCUUCCCUAAUGGCACAAGUUCUAGUAGCGCUGUCCAAAUCAGUGAAAGUAACCAGCAUAAAAACGGUGCCAUUUUCAAGCUCUACAUUCUCUCAUGUGCCUAUUUUACUGGGCUUCAGCAGAAGGCUCCGCCGAAGGCGGAAAAUAGAACCCCUAAGACAAUCCGGGAGAUCCUAUACUGGCUCAGUGCAUUACCCUAUAGUCAGGCAUACCCAGAGAUACUGGAGCAUUCCAAGGAAGUAUUGAAGAAGGUAGCACCAGAAAAGGAUGGUACUAAAACGCUCUCAUUCCUUCAAACAGGCCGCACAGCACCCAUUACCGUUCAUGAAUUCAACCUGUUUGCCCACUUCCAGGCAGUGACCCAGUAUUGCCCACUGCUCCUCAUAGGUAUCCAGGGUGGACUCAAAGGUAGUGACACCACUAAAGAACCUCCUAUACACUCCUUAUAUGCUAACACAGAGUGUUCCUUCACAUAUCCCACUGUGUCCAUCCAAGCAUACAACCAGGUGGUGCACUACAUUAGGGCUCUAUUCUACCAGUUGUACUUCCUUAGGAAGCAGUGUGCAGUGAAAGUUGCUAUGGGAGGGAAGUGGAGAGAGUGUAGGUAUGGUAAGGAUGUGGUGUCUAAGGGGGUAAUCAGCUGGAUGUGCCUGGGGUGUGACCCCAUGGAACAUGAUAGGAAAUGUAGGGUGGAUAAAGUAAAGGAGGAGUUGGGAAAAGUAGUGUCUAAGGGGAAAGAUACUGUUGCAGUAAAGGUAAAGGCAUUGCUAGAAGCUAUUGGUCAGGUAGUGGUACAAUUGGGUAAUGCCCAGGAGGCAUUGGAAGGGAAGAAGAAGGAGGCUAUAGAGGGGGUGAAGGGGAAACUAACGGAGGCUAGGGAGGGACUAGAAACGGCGGUGAAUGGGAAUGGUGGGAUGGAUGGGAAACUAGGGGAGGCCAAGAAUAAACUAGGGGAGCUGACGAAUGGUGGUAGUGGAAUACUAAAGGAUGUGGAGGAUGCACUAGGGACGGCUCAGAAUGAUGUGACAAAUGUUGAUCCCGGUAAGAACAAGAUAAGUGCUGCUAUCAAGGGAGUGCGCAAUGUAUUGGAUGAAUUACGAAAGGGAGUCGAGGGGCUGAAACAGGAGAAGGAAAACGAAAUCAUGUGUGGACUAAGUGAAGUAUUUGGUGUUCCUGUAGAAGAUAACGAAUUAGAAAAGGCGCUACAACAAGAAGUAUCCCACGAGUACACCGCACUCCUGCAGGCCAUCAACAAGCUCAAAGACAUAUGCAACACCGCAAAGUGCAGUGCAUGUGACCAACACUCCAACAAGUGUGGCAAACCAUCUCAACCAGGCAUCUGUGAGAAGUGCCUCCAACCCACUACCACUGGAGUCCCCUCCCCCCUCCAGGCAUUCCUCGAGGAUCGGCUGCCAGGUUUUAGUUGUGACGUAGUACGAAGCGAUGACAAUGACACUCCAAACUACCCACUGGCCUCAUCCCACUUGGGACACUGUAAUGGUUCCGGCCAAUGCUGCCCACUGCCAAUGGGUUUUAGAGGGCAAUUCCAAAAAGGUGUCACCAAUACUGGCCAACGCCUUUACGGCAUACUGUACUUCUUCAGUAACGAGAACAUGAUGCAGUCGUGUGUCUAUACACUAGUGAGGGUGACUUCUGCACUCAGUGCUACCACUCCACAGGUACUGGGUGAUGUCUUUGGGUUCUUUAGGGGUGGAGUAGGAAAUAAGGAGAGUGGAAAGACUAAGAAUGGAAGUGAUCAGCCGUGUAAGCACGAUGGAAAUCCAUCGACGAAGCCGAAUGACUACUUUUGCGGCUGGUGUGCCUCUGGGUUAAGGGAUGUAGUGAAUGACAUUGAGUGGGUACCAUCUGACAGUAAUCCAGGAGGGCACUACAUGAGCACUGUAGGAAAAGCACUAAGAGAUAUUAAGGGAGGCAAAGAUAGUGUGACUCCCCUAAAAUCCACUGCUACUACAACUACUACCACUAAUACAUCCCUCUCACGACUCACUGAGAACUGCCAGUACCUCUCCCCCCUAACCGGUGAGCUCUAUACCGCAGUGAGUGCCACGUUCGGUGGAACAUACCUCUCAUGGGUACUGUAUCUAUCAGAUGCCCUUCAUUCAGGACUAGAGUCACUGUCUGAGGCAUUCCUGCAAAUUGAAUGCCGGGGAUGUAAGGGACAAUGUGACCCCAAUAAGUGUAAGAAGGGUGAGCACGGACAGAAGAGUGAUGGACAGGUCUCUGGACUAUGCCAGUGCCAAUCAAUCGUAUCAUGUACCGGAGUCCUGCCGGUACUCUAUAGACAUGGCUUCAGUUACGGUAACCCAUUCAACCUGGAGGGGUACCAGCAGGAGGGGGAAAAGAAUGGAGACUAUAGUAUAGAGAAGAAAGACCCUAGGCUGUGUCAUCAGUUCUUGGACAGUCUUAGUGCAGUGAUCAAUAAGAAGAAGGAAUCCGAACAGAAGGACCAGGACAAACACCCACUCACGAAUCUCCUCUCCCAGGUAGGCCAACUCCAAUACGACAUACGGCUGCCCUGGAUCUUUGUCCUCACGUUAGCCUGGCUAGUGGCGGUACUCUAUCUUGCAUUUGGUGCCAUAUGGCCAUUGGACUGGGCACAUAUGAGGUCGCAUUGGUUAAGGGGUGGAGAACACCAGUGGCAAUGUAUGUGGUAUAAGGUAAUGACGGGACGCAAAGGAAUGGAACUGGUGGAGUAUUUUGGUCAACGUUUACUAGUGAUUUUAGUGAUGGUUUAGUAGGGUUGUUAGUGAAUGUUUGGCACAGAUAUGGCAGAAUUUUUGG
Babesia bovis T2Bo is the source of this 4167-nucleotide messenger RNA. Its product is annotated as variant erythrocyte surface antigen-1 alpha subunit. The transcript has 3 exons. The record is from RefSeq and is a predicted model, not a curated record. Bases 117 to 4121 code for a protein of 1334 amino acids. Lineage: Eukaryota; Apicomplexa; Aconoidasida; Piroplasmida; Babesiidae.